UCCGAUAACAUCUGGCAACUCCGCAUCACAUCAUUGUAUUGUAUUUGUUGGAACUAUUUUAUUUGUAUUUGAAAACGGUCAUUUGCGAGCAACAACAGUGCGAUAUUCCACUUGCACCUGCACUGUAGGAACUUCACCUGUUGACCCCACUGCGGAGACAAUCGAAUCGAUGUCGAGUUUACAGCGCACGAUAUUGAAGGGCAAGCUGCCACCCACAAUUCCUGGCGGGCGUAUUGGCAGAGCGGACUCGUUCAAGAAGUCGCGCAUCCGCGACUACAAACCUGGCAUGUGGAACGAGUUUUUCGCGGAGAAGGAAGACGUCACAGUGGAUGAGCAGCGUACCUUUCGAGUCUAUCGCACUAAGCAACCAGAGAAGCCGGCAUUUCCAGUGCUUCUCCUGCUCCAUGGUGGUGGCUAUUCGGCCCUCACCUGGGCCCACUUUUGCUCUGAGGUGACCAGCAUGAUCCACUGCCAGUGCCUGUGCAUCGAUAUGCGCGGCCACGGUGACAGCAAAGUGGACGACGAGGACGAUCUCUCGGCGGAUACUCUGGCAAAGGACAUAGCUGAUUUAAUCUUGAAGCUGUAUCCUGAGGAAGUUCCGCAGCUUUUUGUCGUCGGACAUUCGAUGGGCGGCGCUAUAGCUGUCCACUUCGCCCACAUGGCUUUGGUGCCUAAUUUGAUUGGAAUAACCGUCAUCGACGUUGUGGAGGGCACUGCCAUGGAAGCACUGGCCAGCAUGCAGAGCUUUUUGCGCUCCCGUCCAAAGUAUUUUCAGAGUAUUCCCAAUGCUAUCGAAUGGUGCAUCCGUAGCGGCCAGGUGCGUAAUGUGGACAGUGCUAAAGUGUCCAUGCCCGGUCAGAUAAUCAAUUGUACAACGAACAAACUUGCAACGAAUGAUCUGCCACUACCCGACGAAGUGCUUGAGGAGGCGCACCAUAACAGCAUGUUUCCCAAUCCGUUUAGCAUUUCAGAAGAUGAAGAAUCAUCGCCGCCGGGCGAUGAUUCCGCCGAUGGCACCGCAGAUGGUGCUUCAGCUGGCGCGGAUUUUAAGAAACCCGUCACGACCAAAUCAAUGACCGAAGCAGCCAAAAAUUACACCUGGCGCAUUGAUCUGUCCAAGUCAGAGAAGUAUUGGGUGGGGUGGUUCUCGGGCCUGAGCGAGAAGUUCCUCAACUUGCGUGUGCCCAAGCAGUUGCUUCUGGCCAGCAUCGAUGGAUUGGACCGCACCCUGACCGUUGGCCAAAUGCAGGGCCGCUUCCAAAUGCAGGUUCUAGCCCGUUGCGGACAUGCCGUGCACGAGGACCGUCCACACGAAGUAGCCGAAGUAAUUAGCGGAUACUUAAUCCGGAAUCGCUUUGCGGAGGCGGCUAGCGAAUUCCGGUGCCACAUGCCGUCGUGCUAAAAUAUACCACCCCCUGAAUCCGAGGUUGAGCACAAGCUGAGGUCACAAAAGUCUAUUUUUGAAUAGAGGAACAUUACUCUUUGAACUAACAGAUGCGUGCAUAUAUAUAUAUACAAAGUGUAGUGCGUAGGUCCAGAUAUAUAUAUAGCCGUAUAUUCUAUAUACACAUAUACUUAUAAUCCAGUAAUUUAUUCGGUAUUUUUAAUUAAACCUUAUGAAUUUUUAACA
Drosophila eugracilis is the source of this 1630-nucleotide messenger RNA. Its product is annotated as protein phosphatase methylesterase 1. Lineage: Eukaryota; Metazoa; Arthropoda; Insecta; Diptera; Drosophilidae. The record is from RefSeq and is a predicted model, not a curated record. The transcript is spliced from 6 exons. Bases 170 to 1402 code for a protein of 410 amino acids. Gene Ontology annotation, biological process: protein demethylation. Gene Ontology annotation, molecular function: protein methylesterase activity.